AUGGAAACGACGGCCGCCGUUUGUUUCCGACCGGCAGGGCGCACGCAUUGUUGUGCCGAACGUGGGCGCAUUUGAUUCCUUUUCAUUACUGUUGGCCGCGAUCCCUCACAGCAGGCGAAUUAAACGGUCGACUUGGAAUGAAAAGUUGACUUUCCUGCCUCGCACGUGGCGGGUCGGCGCUUUCUGAAACAUGGAUUACUUUUGUCGGUUGCCUUCGCAGCUUGAUUCGGCGAAAUGUCGGCCGACGAUUUGGCUUGGAUCUGAAUUUUAGGUUUCGACAUUUUUUCUCGCUAUCAAAAGUGGUGCGGGGCAAAACUUCUGUGAUAUAUGAUCAGUACUGUUCAAAAGAACUAUCAACAUGGUGUCCCACUUCACUUUGCAUCUAGUCGUAGCUGUUACGUUCUCUGUUUCACUUGUCUGCUGUCAAGACCGGAAGGGUCCAAUUUUCACCAUAGAACCCCCAAACAGGGUGGAAUUUUCCAACACCACUGGAGCAGUGAUCCCGUGUGCAGCUGAAGGCGUCCCCCCACCCACCAUCCGGUGGGCCCAUGCCCUGGAUGGCAGUUACAUUUCGGACAUUCCCGGACUCCGGCAUGUUCGACCGGACGGAUCCUUAAUGUUCCCACCCUUCCGUGCAGAAGAUCAAAGGCCUGACGUGCACACUACCGAUUACAGGUGUCUGGCAAGCAAUUCGGUGGGUGCCAUUGGAAGCAGAGAUGUGAGAGUCAAAGGGGUGGUCAGCCAGCACUAUGUCGUCGAGGUGUACGACGAGUUCGUGCCACCGGGCAGUACAGCUGUGCUGAGAUGCCACAUCCCGGGCUUCAUGGAGGAGCACGUGACUGUGAUGGCGUGGAGAGAAGAGCCCUCGGGAAAGAUAAUUCAGCCCUCCACCUCUUUAGGCAGCCGAUUCCUGACUUUUCCCUGGGGCACACUCCACAUCCGGAACGUGGAGACGAGCUUCUCGCAUCGCAGCUACAAAUGCCAAACGAGGAACCGCCUCACUGGCGAGAUAGUGGAGAGCGCGACGGCCGGCCGCUUGAUAGUGUCAGAGACCAGAAGCAACUCUCGCCCCAGAAUGGCCGAUGCUAAAAUGCAGGUGUCCGGGAGGAGAGGAGACGUGAUUGCUCUGCCCUGCGUUGCCCAUGGAUACCCUCUUCCCAGCUACAGGUGGUACGUUCAGGAGAAUGGGCAGUUGCGGCCUAUUGUGUCUUCUCAUCGAAUUUCUCAGCUGGAAGGUACCCUGAUUAUCCAACAGGCGACUGUCGCUGACAGUGGGCAUUACGUCUGCCUGGCCAACAACAGUAUGGGAGAAGAAAGAGCGCACACCAGGCUGCUUGUAACAGCCCCCUUAUCAACAUCGAUGUCUCCCGUCGUGCAGAAGAUCCAUGUGGGUCGACCCUGGGUGAUCAAUUGCUCUGUGUCCGGCCAUCCUAUUCAUGGGGUUCACUGGCGGAAGGACGUCGACGUUCUGUCCCUGGAUGGACGAGUGAGUCAGAUAUCUCGGGACGUAAUUCGGAUCGAUCCCGUGCAGAGGGAGGACCGAGGCAUGUACCAGUGUAUCGCCUACAAUGACCAGGACACGGCCCAAUCCGCUGUGGAACUCACCCUUGGAGACGAUGUUCCAGAAUUCCAAGAAACAUUCGAAGAACAAACUAUACAGCCUGGGCCCUCCUUGUCCUUGAAGUGUGUUGCCUCUGGAAACCCCUUGCCCCAGAUCGUCUGGAGGCUUGACGACGCCCCCAUACCCGAGAAUCACCGAAUACGUUUCGGGGACUACGUGACGAAAGAUGGUUUCGUUGUCAGUUUUGUGAACAUCAGUAACGUGAAGACUGAAGACGGUGGCGACUACAAAUGUGUGGCCAAUAAUGGAGUGGGCGAAGUGAGUCAUGAAUCUCGAGUCAACGUUUUGGGUCCGCCUGUUGUAGUGCGAAGAGCAAGGAAUGUGACUGUUGUAGCUGGGGAUGUCCUAGUGUUGAGAUGUCCUGUGGCAGGAUAUCCCUUGGAAAAUAUACACUGGGAAAGAACCGGGGUGCGUUUGCCAUACAAUCAUAGGCAAAAGGCCUACGAUAAUGGAACACUUGAGGUUCAUCAUGUGGAGCGAGCCACUGACCAAGGUCCUUAUGUCUGUGUGGCCACAAAUAGAGCUGGACAGACUGCUCAGAGUACAGUUAUCGUCAGAGUUCAAGUGAAGCCAGUCAUCGAGCCCUUCAGUUUCCCGAAAUCUCUGAUGGAAGGCCAGAGGUCCUCGGUGCACUGCACGGUCAGCAGUGGCGACCUUCCCAUCAAAAUCCGCUGGUUCAAAGACGGUCGGCCCAUCCCUGAAAAUAUCGGUGUCCGGAUGAGCGAGGCCGCCGACUACUCGUCGACGCUUCUCUUCGAGUCUCUGUCACUCCGGCACAAGGGCAACUACACUUGCGUAGCGGAGAAUGACGCCGGCACCGUUAGUCACACCGCUACAAUGGUAAUUCACGUGCCUCCGAGAUGGGUUAUCGAGCCUUCGGACGUGUUUGUUGUCAAGGGGAGAAGUAUCACAGUGGACUGUCAGACGGAAGGCUUUCCCCAGCCACGUGUCAGAUGGACGAAAGCCGAGGGUGACAGCCCUCGAGAUUACAAAGCCAUCGUGAGCAGUCCCCACCUGCAGGUAUUCGAAAACGGAUCUCUGUCCAUCACUGACGCCACUGAAUCAGAUGCGGGCUAUUACCUGUGUCAAGCUUCUAAUGGAAUAGGGCAGGGCCUCAGCAAAGUUGUCAGAUUGAAGGUGUACAUUGCUGCUCAUUUCAUGUCGAAAUUUACUGCCGAAAUGGUGCGAAAGAACCAUAAAACCCGCCUCAAGUGCGAAGCAAUCGGAGACAAGCCCAUUUCUAUCACCUGGAUGAAAGACAAAAUUGCCAUUAAGCCUCAGUCCGAUCCAAGGUAUGAGCUGGUUGAAACCAUCAUGAACUCGGGGAUCGUCUCAGAAAUCAUAAUCCGGCAAGCAGACCGAAGGGACUCGGCUUUGUUCAGCUGUGUAGCCGUCAAUGCCUAUGGAAGAGAUGAUACCAAUAUACAGCUUAUAGUUCAAGAACCUCCAGACGGGGUGCAGGACGUCCGUGUGCUUGAAACUGCCAGUCGAAGUGUCAAACUGUCUUGGACACCUCCCCAGUACAAUGGGAAUAGCCCCAUCACUCACUACGUGGUCCAGUUCAAAGACGAAGGAGGGAAGUGGCACAACCGAAUGCCAAACGUGACAGUCACUGGAACCGACACAUCAGGUAUCGUUGUGGGUCUGAAACCAGCAAAAAUCUACCUAUUCCGAGUCCUGGCUGAAAACCGAAUCGGAAGGAGUGAACCGAGCAAGGCUGUAGAAGCUUUGACUCAAGAAGAAGCUCCUGGAGCCGCACCUGUCAAAGUCCGGGCUCACCCCACAAGUUCUCAGUCUAUUAAAGUAAGCUGGAAGCCUCCAAUGGCCGAACUUCAGCACGGCGCGCUGAAGGGCUACUAUGUGGGCUACAAGGUGGCUUCGACGCCCGAAUCUUUCGUGUACAAGACGCUGGAGAUCGGCGAAGAGUUCAAGGAGGAGUGCCACGUAACCGGCCUACGAAGGCACACCAAAUACAACGUCGUGGUACAGGCCUUCAACUCUAAAGGGGCGGGUCCGCCCUCGGAUGAAGUGACAGUAGAAACACUCGAAAACGAUCCACCUCUCACACCGCCCUUAACUGUUAUGGAUAAAACAACAUCAUCGAUUCAUUUAGCCUGGGACCCCAAUUACGAUACGAGAAAUCCAGUUUCAGGCUAUGUGCUGCACCAUAAACACGAAAGCGGGCCUUGGGAGGAAUCUCACAUCGCCGGGGAUCAAAGCUCCUACCUGAUGCCGAAUCUGCAGUGUGGAUCCAAGUACCAGUUCUUCUUGACCGCUUACAACUCAGCAGGCAAAGGAGAACCGAGUGAGAUUUUGGUGGCCAAAACAGAAGGAGGAGCUCCUCUGGCCCCGGAUAAGCAGUCCCUCUUGAGCACCAACAUGACCGCGGCGACAAUGAAUCUGGUGUCCUGGCAUGACGGUGGAUGUCCCAUUACGUCUUUCCUUGUGCGGUACCGACUGCAACAGGAUAUUGAAUGGACGGUUCUGAACGACGGACCGCUCCCACCGGACAACAGGAAAGUCGACCUGGCUGGUUUGACUCCCGGAUCUUGGUACCAGAUCCACAUAUCCGCCACCAAUCUGGCUGGCACGACGGAUGCGGAAUACUCCUUCUCCACUCUCAAUACAUACGACGCCGCGACUCCCAAAACUGUGGUAAACAAAGUGACGGCACCUUUUUACUUGGAUAUGACCAUCAUUCUGCCUGUGGCGGUGUCGGCCGUUGUCAUCUUCAUCGUCCUUAUCGUUGUCUGUUUCGUCGUCAGAAAGAAACAUUCAUCAGAACACUACGGUACGGGGCCCUAUGAAGGCCGCAAGGGCAGCGGCCACGAGGCUAUGCGGAUGUCGGAGAUGGAGAAGAACAAGAAGCACUCCUCUUCCGUCUCCUCUUACUACCCUCAACCUUACGCCACCACCCAUCUAUCCGGCCGGGGUCGCAGCGACGACGGAACGGAUUCCGGCUAUCAUCAGUUGCAGGAGGAACCCUUAUAUGCCACUGUCAAAAGAACUCCUCGACCACCUCGCUCAGAUGGCCACAUCUACCACUGUCCAGGCCUUCUUCUGGAAGCGGAGCAACGGAACAACCAGACUAACACAUCGACGAAAGACGGUCCAAUGAGGGUCAAGUUGAACGAAGACAGCGCGGACAGACGGACAUCAGGUGAGGACGAUGACAUGCUCAUGCAGAGAAUCCAAAAAUACCUAGAUGCGGCAGAAAAGGCAGGGAUUCCAAGCACCUAAGGAAGUCAUAAAAAAAGAAGUGACGUGAAGAUCAUCUAGUCAAAAAGAAAAGAAAAAAAAAGAGUGUAAAUUUGUGCGAAAGAAAAAGAACAUUUGUUGCCAUUCAGACCAUGGCGUCGAUGACGUCCAUCGACGAUAUGGAAACUUCAACAGAAACUACAGACUGUUCCAUAUUUCGUGGACAAAAAGUGUGAUCUGUAUAUUCUUUUCUUCUACUUGUUCCAUUAUUCAUUCGUAUCAAAGAACUGAAAGAUCGUAGUAAAGUCAUCGGCAAGUUUCACACAGAGGAAUGAGGUAUAUUUCUGUACACCCGUCUUCCCGUUAGUUUAUUUCGAUUAGAUUAGGAUUUCACUCUUUUUACCAAUACCCAAAUGUAUGUUUUGCUUCACAUUUGUUAAAAUAAGCAUUACAACAUUGAUUCUAUGGGGGGGGGGAGUCAUCUUUUGAAUCUUCCAAUUCGAGAUUUCAGCAUUACAAGAGGAUAUAAAAGAGCCAAAAUUAUUUGAUUUUGGAGUAGUUUUAUGUAAAUUUUAUUGAAUGUAAAAUCCUUGCUUACAUCAAUAGCCGAAUGAAAUUGUAUAUAGCCUAUAUAUUUUAAAUGUUAAAGUGAUUUUAGAGUAAGAAUAUUUAAAAGAAAUAAAUUGAAUAAUUCGAUAAAGAUUGAAACACUGGAAGCACAAAUUGCGAGUUUAAUUCUGAUGUCAUAUAUUCAGCCCCUUUCUUGCACCUGAUUCCUCCCUAGAAUUAUAAUUCAGUUGUUAUUAAUUUAUAGGCUCCAUUCAUCAUUUAUGCUGAUUUCAUUAAAGAAAUUUUCGGUAUCAAUCCUCUUAUCAUAUUUUCAUUUAAUUCACGAUAGCUGAUCACUGAUCGCCUUAGUGUAAUUGGUAUUAAUCCAUCAGCUCCGUUCGUCAUUUGAGUUGGUUUCUUUUUCAAUAAAUGCUAAAUUUAAAUUAUGCAAAUCCUUCCAGAUGUAUAAAAAUAACUGUUCCUUGGAGCAUUUUGUCUUGUACUUCUAAUUAUAACUAGAUUAAUCAUACUAUUUACAAAAAUCAAACUUAUGUGAUAAAUACAAUAGAGUUGCUCAUUUAUAUUAAGGACGACAGUACUGCAUAAAAUCGGAGUUCACCCCAAAAUAGUUUUCGGGAACUAAAUAAAAACUAAUGUAUAUAUUUUCUAAAACUUUGUAUAGUACUCCAUUUCCUUUUGAUAUGAAUGAUAAUUACAAAAUCUUUCUGAAAUAGAGCAGCAGCAUAAUGCGAUAAGAAAUUUUAUUCUGACACCAAUUCCAAUAUUCUCUCUUCUCAGAAAGCAAUAGAAAUCCAGAAAGAAAGAUAAGGUACUCUUCUUAUAUCAAUAUCAGGAAGUAAUUAAAAAUCGUAUUUUACAGAGUUUGUAAAUAUUUCAUUAGUUUAUUAAUUAUAUUGAUUAGUCUUGUUUUACUUUCCAGAGCUUCGCUUAAAAUCUUGGAGCUUAAUUGAAAAUGCUAACGUUCAGUACUAUGGAAGAACGACCAUUAAAUUAAGCUGAUAAAUAAGCAUGAAUAUAAUCAAUUUCAUAUCAUUUCUACAUUAACUAAAAUUGAUCCUAACAUAACGAAUUAUAUUUUCAUUGGGAUUUCUAAUAAUGUUGCAAACUUUAUGCGUGAGCGUGGAUGAUGAUGUUCUUUAUGAUAAAAAAAAAAUUCCUCAUAUUGAAAAUUUUCCUAUUUCUGUCUUAAAUUUAAUGAUUUGAUUAAAAUGAAAAUCAAGUUUCACGGAUUUUUAAACGGUGGUCGAAUAAAUGCUAUUACAAUUCAUCUUGAUUUCUGUAUCAUUCAUGUAAACGAAAUGUUUGUUUUGAAUUAUGACUUCGUUAUAUAUUAUUAUUUCCAUAUUUACUCUUCCAUCUUUGAAACAUCUAUAAAGUACAGCUAAAAAUGAAAACAAAUGUUAUUUUUCAUUGCACAGUUUAUUAUCAACUAUUGCUUAACUGAAAGAGAACAAAUAUCUCGAAAAAUUCUGAAGAACAAUGCUUUUAUACAGAAUUCUCUAUCAGUUUAAAUAAAUAAAAAUUAUAUAUAUAUAUGUAUUACAAUUUCAUUUUUCAUAUCAAAUAUCAUGAGUAUGUCAGAGUUCCUACCAAUGAUAUUCGCCAAUGCUUUGGCUUUUGACUGCUGAAUGGCUUUGGACUCGAACACAGCAUCUCGAAUUACAAGAUGAUUCCACUGAAGAUCCACCGUAGGAGCUGGCCAGGUGCCCAAUAAAUCCAUCAUCGUUAAGCUCUUUUUCGUGCAGAAAUCAAAUAAGUUUCAAAAAGAAUUUCAAAUAGGAAACAGUCUUUGUGUAGCUUCAGGAUAACAUCCAUUUACGUCGAAUAAAAUUAACGGAUAUGAGAAUCUAACUUGCUUUAUGUUAAAAAGCACAUACAGAUAUUCCCCAAUGACUUAGAAAUAAUGGUUCAAUAUUUUAAACUUUGUAGAUCUAAUCACAGCACGUAUGUUAUCAUGCAUCGAUUUUAAAACGCUAUGGUGCAUUUAAAUCUAGAAGUGCAGUACAAACAGAUGUUAAGUGUUUUUGAAGAUAGUAAAACAGACUGCUAACUUUCUAACAUUUCCACCCAGAAAUGUUCUCUUUGGGGAUGACACUGUAAUGACCAAACUAUGUGUUAGAGCUUAGAAUGAUCUAUCAAGAGAUCAUUAAUGGAACGUUCCAAUGUGUCGGCUGAUGGCUAUUAAGGAACACGAGAAGUGAAAACGCUGAACGUAUUUGAUCAACAAGAAAUUUUGAGAAAUCAUUGAAUAAGACUUCUAGAAAUAGCAACGUGAAGUCAGCAGGGCAUUUUUUACAUUACGAUCUGCUUAUAUCUGACUGGCGCUAAUGUGCAAAUGAUGUUAUGAAGUGAUUUUGAAAAACUUUCAUUCAGAUUCAAGCAUUUCGAAAUCAAAUUUAUGACAAACAUAGAAAUAUAUUUUCCGUAAUAGAAAGCAUUUGAUUAAGCAUUUGAUUUUCUUAUGCUGUUCAUAAGAAUAAACAUGAGACAUCAAAUUGGCGCUUAUUAACCAGUACCAUAACCAUAAGCUACAAUCCCCACAUCCAGAUCUCAAUAAUUACUUGGAUACUUGGCUGUGCACCAACUCCCACCAUAACGGGUGCGUCGUCAAUUUGAGAAACAAGUUGCUUCAAAGUCUACAAACUUUGAGUAGACUAUGACGGUUUGAGAGUUUCAUUCUGACUUCUUUUUUUUUCACUCGUUUGUAAAUCAUACGCUGAUAAUGCUCCAAAUUGUAUGAAUAUUUUCUCAAAUAACAUUCCAUUGAAGACGGAGAUCUUCAUGCGUAGAUAUCCUGAAGCAUUGCGAGCAAUUUCAUGCAUCGGUGUUUCAUGCAUGUGAUGGAAGUUUUAAAAAAUCUUUAAAAAUAAUGAUGAAAAAAAUUUUUAUUCUAAAAAUAAGCAGCAGUGGAGAAUUAAUUUAAGAGCUACAAAAUAUCUUAAAGUUUAUCAAUUGAUAAAACGCAAAUCCCUUUGAAAUUCUGUCAGUUUUAUGUUAGCAUAUCGUCAUGAUUUCUGAAGUCUGAAAAAAAUAAUUCUUACGCUUUUCGUACAUAAUAGAGGAAAUGUUUUUGGUAUAUGUGAUCUUAAAAUACUAAAAACUUUUAAAUUCAUUAUAAAAAAAUGUUUCUAAAAAUUUUUGGAUUCAUUAUUAAUAAAGUAAUUUAAUUUCAAUGUAAUUAAAUUAAUAUUAUAUAGUGCUGAAAAUUCUGACUCUUUUACAGAUUUUAUGACAAUAUUUUGUCUAAUAGUGUACACUAAGUUAUAAUUUUUUGAUUUUCAUAUUCCAAUUGGUUAUGCAGUGAAAAUUAGUUUGGAAAAAUUAACCAUUAUAUUGCUCUCGGCUGUACUAUGUUUGUCCUUGCAAAGAUCACGAGAUGUUUCAUUGAUAACUCUAAUUAUGGAAAUAACCCGUUUCAUUUCUGUUGAACAUAUAUUCAUUUCUGUGAUGCUGCGUGUGUUUUAUUUAAAAUCCUUACUUAAUUGUUUUCUUGCUAAUUAUUUUUAUCAUAUUACGCUAAUUUUCUGUAAUCACUAUGUUGUUGGUACUAUUUUAAUUUUAGCUUUCUGAGUAAACUUAUCAUACUUAUCCAUCAUAAAUCUAUGGAUUCGUAAAUGCGUAGAUAUAUUCACUCAUAUCUAAGCAUUUAUAAAUCAGUGAACACUUUGAGAAUCGCUUAUUUAAGUUUAUAUGUAAUAAGUUUUCAUUUUUAUUAUGUCUAACAGUUUUUUUUUUGUUAGCAAGUUUGGUAUAGAAUAAAAAAUCACAAUGCCCCAUUCUUCAAAUUAGGAAGCAUCUUUCCAGUGUACUGAAUGCGGAGUGUAUACAAAAUUGUUGUAUAAUCAUUAUCCUUCCUAUGGUAUGCCA
Molecule: messenger RNA, 9256 nt
Organism: Argiope bruennichi
Lineage: Eukaryota; Metazoa; Arthropoda; Arachnida; Araneae; Araneidae
Product: cell adhesion molecule DSCAML1-like
Exons: 25
Coding region: 359-4861 (1500 amino acids)
Biological process (GO): homophilic cell-cell adhesion; axon guidance; dendrite self-avoidance
Cellular component (GO): plasma membrane; axon
Molecular function (GO): cell-cell adhesion mediator activity
Source: RefSeq, a predicted model, not a curated record